Hyla sarda is the source of this 3717-nucleotide messenger RNA. RefSeq names its product transient receptor potential cation channel subfamily V member 3-like. The transcript is spliced from 17 exons. Gene Ontology annotation, biological process: calcium ion import across plasma membrane. Gene Ontology annotation, molecular function: calcium channel activity; protein binding. Gene Ontology annotation, cellular component: membrane. NCBI's taxonomy places the organism in Eukaryota, Metazoa, Chordata, Amphibia, Anura, Hylidae. Bases 1 to 2325 code for a protein of 774 amino acids. The record is from RefSeq and is a predicted model, not a curated record.
AUGUCUUCUGAGAGCUCCUCACAGGAUGACACUGCAGAUGAAGCCCCUUCUCCCAUUGCUGCCUUUUCUCUUGUGCUUUCCAAACCUAUGGAUUCUAAUAUUACAGUAUGUCAGGUGCCUGGAGCUGGAGCUAACGGCCAAGAUUACCGGAGAUCCCCGGCACGGAAUGGGACAAGUGACAACAACAAAUGUGAUGGCGUUGAUUCCCCGUCAGAAAACACCAGCCUGCUGGACCCACACAACACCAAUAAACCUGCAUACAAUGAAAUUCAUAAAACACAAAAUGAGAAGAACCUUAUUUUGAAGGCUGUUACCCAAGGAGACAUAGUGUCACUAGAAAGACUAUUGGGAGAAAUCGAGGAACAGUCUUCUCAAUUUCCACAUCAGUUUGUGCAAGACUUUCUCAUGUACAGACUGACAUCACAGGACACUGGCAAAACCUGCCUGAUGAAGGCACUGCUGAACAUAAACGAUAAGACUCCAGAGAUAGUGCACAUUCUGCUAUCAUUUACCAGGAGACACGGUUUUCUGGACAGAUUUAUCAAUGCUGAAUAUACAGAGGAGAAUUACAGAGGUCAAACUGCUUUGCACAUUGCUAUCGAAAGACGUCAGAAUGAAAUUGUUAAGUAUCUCCUUAAAGAAGGUUCUAAAGUGAAUGUACGUGCGCAAGGCCUGUUCUUUAAUCCAAAGUGCAAAAAUAAUGGAUUUUAUUUUGGUGAAACUCCUUUAGCUCUUGCGGCAUGCACCAACCAGCCAGGCGUAGUUGACAUGCUCAUGAAGAAAAACGAGACCAAUGUCAGCAUCCAGGACUCUUUUGGAAAUACUGUGCUCCACGCACUUGUUACUGUAUCCGAGAAUGCAAAACCUCACAACACAUUCAUAAUAAACAUGUAUGAUAGGAUCAUACGCAACUGUAAAAAUAAGUUUUUAGAAAAUGUUACAAACAAUGAAGGCCUCACACCAAUGCAACUAGCAGCAAAGAGUGGUAAAUUGGAGAUACUUACAUAUAUUCUCAGCAGAGAAAUAAAGGAACAAGAAAACAGAAUCUUGUCUAGAAUGUUCACAGACUGGGCCUAUGGACCUGUUUCCUCUUUACUGUAUGACUUGAAAGAUGUGGAUUCUUCUUCCCCAAACUCAAUACUUGACUUGGUGGUCUACAAUACACGCAUUAGAAAUCGUCAUGAACUAUUGGCUUUAGAGCCUCUCCAAACUCUUCUUCAGAUGAAAUGGAACAAGUUUGCCAAAUACAUGUUUUUAAUGUCCUUUCUUUUUUUCUUGGGAUUUAAUAUUAUAUUUACUUUUUUGUACUAUCGACCACGUGGAGAUAAGGGUCUGAUCAUACUGAACAUAUCUAGUACAAGUGGAUUUUUUCAAAUUUGCGGUCAUGCGUAUGUUAUAAUUUGCUCUACAAUCCUAAUAAUUCACGAGGGCAUAGCAAUCUUUCGGAUAAAGCCUUCCGACCUACAUUCAGUGGUGUCUGAUGCUUGGUACCACUUUCUAUUCUUUACACACGGUGUCCUGGUUAUCCUAUCAACAUUAACUUAUAUAUCUGGAGUACAAGAAUAUCUGAUGUUUAUUGUCAUCUCCGUGGCACUUGGAUGGACAAACAUGUUAUAUUACACAAGAGGAUUUCAGUCCCUGGGUAUCUACAGUGUUAUGAUUCAGAGGGUCAUCUUGAAUGAUGUCUUGAAGUUUUUAUUAGUGUAUAUUCUCUUCCUAUUUGGAUUUGGUGUAGCUCUCGCUUCAUUGAUAGAACAUUGCACUGAGGGUGAUCAGUGCAGUCCUUAUAGCAGCUUCAGAACAGCCACCAUGGAACUAUUUAAGCUGACCAUAGGAUUAGGAGACUUGGAGAUGCAACAGGACUCCAAAUAUUCCACUUUGCAUAUGCUUCUUCUAUUAGUUUAUGUUAUAUUAACAUUUGUGCUUCUACUCAAUAUGCUCAUUGUAUUAAUGGGUGAAACUGUGGAUAAAAUUUCUAAGGAAAGUGAAAAUAUCUGGAAGCUUCAGAGAGCAAGAACCAUACUGGAGUUCGAAAAAAUCCUAAGAAUUUAUUUUAAAGAUAGAUUUAAGCUCGGAGAAAAGUGCAAAGUCUCUGAAAAUGACAUCAGAUUAUGUCUGAGAAUUAACCAGGUAAAAUGGACUGAAUGGCACAGUCAAGUCACCUGUGUACACGAAGAUGCUGGACUUUCACGGUCAAAUGUAAAUGAAGGAUCUGUCCACUCCAGUUUAAAUUCCAUCGAUGAAGUUGAUGCACCUAUACGACAAGAACAUACUACAAUCCAGUUGGAAACUGAACAUGACACAUUCCUGGAAACAGCACUUUAAUAGAAGAUGUGUGAAACAGGAUAUAUAUACCUCAUACGGAAUACCUCGACACAUCACUCUAUAAUUUAUUCCCGUUCCUAUUCUAUUCUAUUGUAAUAAAGAGCUGCAAAGUCAUGGCUGAAUGUCCAUAGACUGCUUCCCUUGUGAACUGUUGUAGCAAUUGUCUAAGCAGAUCUGUUACCUAAAUAUGGUGCCCUAUUUUGUAGCAUCUGUCUAAUAGGAACCAUGAAAAAUACAGCAGAUUCAUAAUUACAUGAUGAGUAUCAUGUCUAAGAAUUGGCAAAAAAAAAAGAAGCCAGGUCAUUGUAAAGAGGUUGUAUAUAAAGAGGAUUUUUUUUUUUAAUGUAAUUAUUUUUAAAGAAAGCACCAUGGUGGUGGCAAAUAUAAAGGAUACUUCCCUGCACUGAUCCCUUGCCGCUGCCAUUCACUUCCUCCUUCUUCCGAUAAUGUGCUGACCCUGCAGGAACUGGUUGCAGUGGUGACUGGUAACUCCUUUUGACCAGUGAUUGGCUGAGUUAGCAGGGUUGGCACAUGAUCAGAUUCAGGAAUAAGUAGAGGGCACCAGGGACCUGAAGCCUUGAGAAUGGCAGCGGAGGGGGAUCGGGGCAGAUUAAUAUGCUUAUUUUUAUUAAUUUAUUUUUUUGUUUUGCAGAACCUGGACAACAUCUUAAGCUGCUUUUGAUUACAAGUGUGGUGUCCCGUCACCGUAUUUCACACUGUCCCUUGGUGGGGGGGGGGGCCCAAAGUCAGAGUCCCUAGGACUGUGGGGGUCCGCUUCCCUAGUUAGCCCCUAGUCACCCCUUAGUAAGUUAAUAUUUAUAAAAAUUAUCAUUGUAAAUAUGUAUAUUGCAUUACUCCCUUGUUUGGCGUAGCAGGACCUUAGGUCAUGUGACCUGUUACUCAGAACUCUAUGGUAUGUUGAAGGACCUUAGGUGGUUCUUGUGUCACGUGUUCACCCACAAUGCCGUGUAACGGUGAGUGACAGUAGUUAAGGACCAAUCCAAAACAGCUCAGCCCCUGCCCAUAUAAGGAGCUGCGGCCAUGAUUCUCUCUUGGGUUGCUGUCACUGAACGAGGUAGGACCUCCGCAACUUUCAAGUACGUUUACUAGGCCAAAGCCUUGCGGCCUUGGCCUAUACCAAAGCUGUUGUACAUCUACAAUUCCCUGCUACUCUCUGCAAGAUCACUGGACCUAAACGCACCCCUAAAUCCAGCAGAUCUAUGCUACGGAAUCUUUUAAAAGCUAAACUGAUCUUAUCUGAUCCCAACCAACUGUCAAUCGCUGCUCAACUGUAAAUAGACUCUGUUAUCUGGACUGUUAUCGAUAUUGUCUGCUACAGAAAAUCUUCAGUAAAAGUUCCUGCAAGUUUUGAGUUAAACAGUGGUUGUGGAC